Ctenocephalides felis (cat flea) is the source of this 912-nucleotide messenger RNA. RefSeq lists its product as uncharacterized. The record is from RefSeq and is a predicted model, not a curated record. The transcript is spliced from 4 exons. The coding region runs from base 1 to 912 and encodes 303 amino acids. NCBI's taxonomy places the organism in Eukaryota, Metazoa, Arthropoda, Insecta, Siphonaptera, Pulicidae.
AUGUUCCGUAAGAAAUGUUCAUUUGAGCUUUCAGCAGCGAAUGGAACACCGUUAGCUACAUACGGUAUGUUAUCUUUAAAGUUAGAUUUUGAACUUAGCAAAACCUUAUCAUGGAAUUUCGUGAUAGCAGAGGUGUCGCGUCCUAUUAUUGGUGUAGAUUUACUCGCUUAUUUCAAUCUCGCGAUUGAUGUUGAAAAGCAGAAAUAUCCAGACCUAACACGGCAGACUGCAUUAGGGGUGUGCAAACUUGUUACUCAACAUCAUAUUAAAACUACAUCAGGGCCACUUAUAGCAUAUAAACCACGUCGCCUUGCACCGGGUAAGUUAAAAGCUGCUAAAUAUGAGUUCGAAGAAAUGAUUAAAGCAGGGACAGCACGACCGUCCAAGAGCUGUUGGUCAUCGCCUUUACAUAUGGUAAUAUUUUCUACCAUCGAUUCAGUGAAAGCUUACAAUCAAAUCCCUGUAGCUGAGGAAGACAUUGCAAAUACUGCAAUCACUACGCCUUUCGGCCUAUUCGAAUUUCCGUUUAUGACACUUGGCUUACGCAAUGCAGCGCAAACUUUUCAGCGGUUCAUGGAUGAAAUUUUGCGAGGUUUGGACUUCUGUUAUGCAUACAUCGAUGAUAUAUUGGUUGCAUCGGAAUCGCACGAACAGCAUAUGAAGGUUAUGCAUUCCAUUUGGGCCAAGUUUCAAUUUCAUGCUGCUAAUUUUGGCAUUGGAGGCGAUAAAGUGGAAAAUGUUUUAUAUCGUAUUAAAACCGGCGAAUUUUCGAAUAAAAGAACUAAAAUAGUGGUUAUAGUGAUAGGAACCAACAACACAGAACACAACAAACCCUAUGAUAUUUAUGAAGGAAUUAUUAAUUGUGUAUGCCUCAUUGGAGAAUUACUUCCGAGAGAUGUUAAUAUGAAAUAA